This is a messenger RNA of Medicago truncatula (barrel medic), 1363 nucleotides long. Its product is annotated as protein STAY-GREEN, chloroplastic. Bases 301 to 1092 code for a protein of 263 amino acids. Gene Ontology annotation, biological process: chlorophyll catabolic process. Lineage: Eukaryota; Viridiplantae; Streptophyta; Magnoliopsida; Fabales; Fabaceae. The record is from RefSeq and is a predicted model, not a curated record. The transcript has 4 exons.
ACCGCAAGCAAUCACAAACCCAAAAGUCACACAACAUUUACAACACGCAUUUAAUCAAUUAUCUCUUGUUACUUUUAUCCAAUUUUCUUAGCUCAAUCUUAGAAGCAAAACCUAAAGAAGAUUCUUCUCAACAAAAAUCCCACAUCACUUGUUACAAGCAAAGUAAAGCAUAUUAAAAAGAAGACCUUUCAUUCUUAUACUCAUCAAACAACACUCUUUUAUUGUUGUUUGUUGAACAACCACGUAACGUUAAUUCUUUGUCUUUGCGAGUCCACAAAGAUUGGAUCUAACUACAAGAACAUGGGUACUCUAACCACCGCUCCUCCUCCUAUGCUCACUUCUAAGUUCAAACCUUCUUUUUCACCUCAACAUAAACCUCUUUUUCCAAAUAGAAGACGGUUAUGGAAGAAGAACCAAUCAAUUGUUCCUGUUGCUAGGUUAUUUGGACCGGCUAUAUUUGAAGCAUCAAAAUUGAAGGUUUUGUUCUUAGGAAUUGAUGAAGACAAACAUCCAGGAAAUCUUCCAAGGACUUAUACGUUAACACAUAGUGAUGUAACCUCAAAACUCACUUUGGCAAUUUCUCAAACCAUUAAUAACUCUCAGUUGCAGGGAUGGUAUAAUAGAUUGCAAAGGGAUGAAGUUGUGGCGCAGUGGAAGAAGGUGAAGGGAAAGAUGUCUCUCCAUGUUCAUUGUCAUAUUAGUGGUGGCCAUUUUUUGUUAGAUAUAUUUGCUAGACUAAGAUAUUUCAUCUUCUGCAAAGAGUUACCCGUGGUAUUGAAGGCUUUUGUACACGGUGACGGCAAUUUAUUCAACAACUAUCCGGAAUUACAGGAAGCAUUGGUUUGGGUAUAUUUUCAUUCAAAGAUUCCAGAAUUCAACAAGGUAGAAUGUUGGGGUCCACUAAAGGAGGCUUCACAACCUACUAGUGGGACCCAAAGGGACCACCAAAAUUUGACCCUACCUGAGCCAUGUCAAGAAACUUGCGAGUGCUGCUUUCCACCGUUGAAGUUGAGCCCAAUGCCGUGCUCUAAUGAGGUUCACAAUGAUACUUAUGAACCUAUUGAUGGAAUUGAAACUCAACAAUCACUGUAACUUGUAACCACACGAAACUCUCAUUUCUUAUUCUAUACGUUGCUCAUCGUGGGAAAAUCCAAAACCCUUUUCAAUGUAAAUAUAAGAAAAGUGGUCAUAUUUGAAAUUUUUUAUUUUACUUUUUUUUUUUUGGUGUAUAAUUUUUAAUUCAUAAAAAUCAGGUAUUGUAUUGUAUAUGUGUAAACAAGUAUUUUUACCUAGGAAUUCAAUAGACCUUUGUAAGGUUCAAAAUUGCAAUUAUCAAUUUCAAUAUAAAAAUUAUUUAAUUGAA